AUGGCUCCCGCUCGUAAGGGAAAGGCUAAAGAGGAACAACCAGUGGUCACUCUCGGACCACAGGCCAAGGAAGGCGAGCUAGUUUUUGGUGUUGCGCACAUAUAUGCUUCGUUCAACGACACAUUUGUUCACGUGACUGAUAUUUCCGGUCGUGAAACGAUUGUGCGCGUGACUGGUGGUAUGAAGGUGAAAGCGGAUCGAGACGAAUCGUCACCGUAUGCUGCUAUGCUUGCCGCCCAGGACGUCGCAGAAAGAUGCAAACAGCUUGGAAUUAACGCUCUCCACAUCAAGCUUCGUGCUACUGGUGGAACUAAGACCAAAACUCCAGGACCAGGUGCCCAGGCAGCUCUGAGAGCACUUGCGCGUAGCGGAAUGAAGAUUGGUCGUAUCGAAGACGUGACACCAAUUCCAUCCGAUUGCACCAGACGAAAGGGAGGUCGCCGAGGACGUCGUCUCUAA
This is a messenger RNA of Necator americanus (New World hookworm), 459 nucleotides long. RefSeq lists its product as uncharacterized. The transcript is spliced from 3 exons. Lineage: Eukaryota; Metazoa; Nematoda; Chromadorea; Rhabditida; Ancylostomatidae. Gene Ontology annotation, cellular component: ribosome; cytosolic small ribosomal subunit. Gene Ontology annotation, biological process: translation; ribosomal small subunit assembly. Bases 1 to 459 code for a protein of 152 amino acids. The record is from RefSeq and is a predicted model, not a curated record. Gene Ontology annotation, molecular function: structural constituent of ribosome.